AUAAAUAAUUUAAUAACGGCCAAAUAUCAAGCGAAACGUACAAUUUAAAUAUUCACGUACAUUAUGCUAGUUAUUUAUUUUUUAACUAGGUAACAGUUAAUUGGGUACAAAGAUGAUUCCAAGAGUGUACGCAGACGAUCGAGAUAAGGGCAGUUUAUAUACGCAGGAUUGUUGCGCGCGCGCCAGUCUGCCGAUGCCAGUCGCCAUGCCGGCCUGUGCGCCUGAGUACCGCCUCAUGCGGUCCGCUACCGAGCUCGUCCUCUCUCCGCGCGUCAAGAGAUGUUCCCAUCAACCGCCGCCAUUUACGGCAUUGCGGCGUUCUUUCUCUUCAACGUUCUCUCUUAUACCCGAAGAGCGAGCCGUUCCACCUGAACACCCGCCGUCUCUGCCACGAUUGAUUCAAAUUCUAACAUGGAUUCCCAGCCAAUUUCUACGACCUAUCUUCGCUCUCUUCAGGUUCAUCGCUCAUCCAGCCUGGAAACAGAUAUUAGUUGUAUUACCCACUUUAUGGAUAGCAGCAUCGCUUUUUAUAUUUUGGAAGUGCGUUCAAUGCCCUAUUGGAUUUUUGAAGAUGGUCGCAAGUGCAAUCUCAAGGAAUGUUGACCAGCAGCGGACCGUUCUCAUUAGCGGAGGGAGUUCUGUUCAAGCUUUACAUUUAGCCAGAAACUUUCACUCCGCCGGAGCCAAAGUGAUUGCUUUCGAAGUAGAGGGUCAAUUUACCUUAUUGAAGUAUUCUGCGGCAGUUCACAAAUUCUAUACUGUUCCUCGGCCAAAUCCAGCCGAUCCAUUAGCAUAUGCAAGAGCCUUGAAAGAAAUAGUGGAAAGAGAAUCAGUUGUGUUCUAUAUUCCUGUCAGCUCAACGACGCCAGCGUACUAUGACGCUUUAGCUAAACCUCAUUUAGAAGUGAUAGGUUGCCAAUGUUUUGUACCGAGUGCGCGGGACGUGAUUACUUUGGAUGAUCCGUUGGAAUUGAUGCGAGUGUGCCGUGUAGCUAGUUUGCCUACACCUCAGUUCUGGGUUGUAACUAGUGAAGAAGAUGUAAGGGCGUGGUACGAUAACGGUACGUCAAAAGAAGGCCGUCAUUUUAUUGCUAGUGCUGGUGCACGAGGUGCUAGGGAUCGAUUACGGUUCGUUAUGCCAGAAGACAAAGCACAUUUUAGAUUUCCACGAGAAAUAAGUGCUGAAAAGCCUUGGGUUAUUGUAAGGGAACCAAAAGGGGAAAGGUUUGUAACUUGCACUACUUUAAAAGAGUCACGUGCCGUUAAUAAUGUAACCUGUCGAGUAGAUCCUUCAAAGAAAGGUCUCGUGCCACAAAAAGAUGAAGAAACAGACGCUUGGGUUCAACGAUUUGUUACUUGCCUUUCACCAUCAAAACCUAUGACGGGACAUAUAUCGUUUAGAUUAGUACGUGAAGAAAAUACAACCAAUGGACAUGGAAGUAGAAUGGUCGCGAUCGGAGCACGCGUUGGUGUGUCUUUGCCCUACUUGUGUCAAGGAACUAAGAGAUGUGGUCAUACAGCGACUAUGGGCAAGUUGCUGAAUACUGUGCUAGACACACGUGAGGCAUUGUUCGCAUUUUGGGAUCCGUUACCUUAUUGCGCAUACUACCAAUCUCGAUCGCCUGAUGAUCGUAGGCCGCCACCGCCAGAGCCCUGCAAGACUCCACCAAAUGUACCUCUUUGAAAGCCUCACGCGUGGCUGAUAUGCCUCAUAUAGUCGCUAAGGUGAUUAUUUAUUUAGACGCUCGAGUACCUGAAGAGUGCGUGAGUGCAAGGUUCUGAUGCUGUCCUCGGAGUCACGCUCUCUGUAUCAGUUGUCCUCUCGCUCGGACGACUAAUAAAAGGUCGUGGAGUCAGAGGACGAUAUUUUUUCGUAACUACUAAGUAGAUAUUAUAUAUGACUACGAUGAAGUUUUAUGAUAUUAUAUAGACUUCUUAUUAAUUGCAUGGAUUAAUAUUGUAUGUCUAUGAUUUUGUAUACAGUAAAAAACAAUUAUGAAAUGGUAUAAUAAAUAAUUUAUUAGACUGUUUUGUUUCGUAUUUUUAUAAAAGAUGUCUGUAUGUAUAUUUUUAUGACUAUUUAAAUGUUACUCAAAAGUGUAUGUUGUAAGAUGCGUUGUUUUUCUGUAAGAUGUUUUUAUAAUUAACAAUUACAUUGAAUGUUAAAAGAUCAAAAUGAUACGCACCUAGGUUUAAGUCAAAAUGGUAUCACGAAAAGUUUUUUUUUUAUACCAAAUAAUAAUUAUUAUAUUGUACUUUUAUAAGAGAUAAAAAUGUAUCCCAUUA
Molecule: messenger RNA, 2286 nt
Organism: Vanessa atalanta (red admiral)
Lineage: Eukaryota; Metazoa; Arthropoda; Insecta; Lepidoptera; Nymphalidae
Exons: 1
Coding region: 113-1684 (523 amino acids)
Source: RefSeq, a predicted model, not a curated record